AGGCAAACACUUUUCACUCAGGGUGAUGCAGGGGAUUAUCCCUUAGAGCUGACUUAGUUGCUGCUUCUGUGAAAAGUGACUUCCUAGUUUCCAUAAGAGGAACUGGAUGACUUGAAAGUCGGGCAUCCUUGGCCCUCCUGAAUAGAGGAAAUUAGUGACAGGUGGACAGUCUGUAUGGAAUUUUCAGGUGCCUUCACCAGAGAAACCUGUCUCCAUCGGAACCUCAAAUGUCAAACCUUUACCAUACAGCCUUCAUCUUUUAGAGGACUAAGGUGACUUCAAUAGUUCUCUUUUAAUGGACACCUAAGGAAGAGGUCCUAAGAGCAGCAGUCUUGAAUUCCAGCAGCGCCUGAUCACAGCCUCAGUCCUUCAUAGUGAAAUAGAAAUGGCUUCGCCUGGCCGGAGUGGCUUAGUUGGAGCAUCAUGCCAUGGACUGAAAGUUUGCUGGCUCAAUUCCUGAUCAGAGUUGUCUGCUGGUUCUCAGCUUGAAGAAGAUUCUACAGUCCUUAUUGAUCCUUUUUCUUGGCGUUACCAUUUUUUUGAAGCACAGUUAAUCUAGUUUUCUAGUUUGAGCUUUCUUUUUGGCCAUCUUUUAAAAAAAAUUUUUUUUUAAUCUAUAAACUAGCCAAGAGAUAGUUCUACAAUGUCCAAGUCAUUCCAGCAGUCAUCUCUCGGUAGGGACACGCAGGGUCAUGGGCGUGACCUGUCUGCAGCAGGAAUAGGCCUUCUUGCUGCUGCUACCCAGUCUUUAACUAUGCCAGCAUCUCUUGGAAGGAUGAACCAGGGUACUGCACGCCUUGCUAGUUUAAUGAAUCUUGGAAUGAGUUCUUCAUUGAAUCAACAAGGAGCUCAUAGUGCACUGUCUUCUGCUAGUACUUCUUCCCAUAAUUUGCAGUCUAUAUUUAACAUUGGAAGUAGAGGUCCACUCCCUUUGUCUUCUCAACACCGUGGAGAUGCAGACCAGGCCAGUAACAUUUUGGCCAGCUUUGGUCUGUCUGCUAGAGACUUAGAUGAACUGAGUCGUUAUCCAGAGGACAAGAUAACUCCUGAGAAUUUGCCCCAAAUCCUUCUACAACUUAAAAGGAGGAGAACUGAAGAAGGCCCUACAUUGAGUUAUGGUAGAGAUGGCAGAUCUGCUACACGGGAGCCACCAUACAGAGUACCUAGGGAUGAUUGGGAAGAAAAAAGGCACUUUAGAAGAGAUAGUUUUGAUGAUCGUGGGCCUAGUCUCAACCCAGUGCUUGAUUAUGACCAUGGAAGUCGUUCUCAAGAAUCUGGUUAUUAUGACAGAAUGGAUUAUGAAGAUGACAGAUUAAGAGAUGGAGAAAGGUGUAGGGAUGAUUCUUUUUUUGGUGAGACCUCGCAUAACUAUCAUAAAUUUGACAGUGAGUAUGAGAGAAUGGGACGUGGUCCUGGCCCCUUACAAGAGAGAUCUCUCUUUGAGAAAAAGAGGGGCGCUCCUCCAAGUAGCAAUAUUGAAGACUUCCAUGGACUCUUACCGAAGGGUUAUCCCCAUCUGUGCUCUAUAUGUGAUUUGCCAGUUCAUUCUAAUAAGGAGUGGAGUCAACAUAUCAAUGGAGCAAGUCACAGUCGUCGAUGCCAGCUGCUGCUUGAAAUCUACCCAGAAUGGAACCCUGACAAUGAUACAGGACACACAAUGGGUGAUCCCUUCAUGUUGCAACAAUCUACAAACCCAGCGCCAGGAAUUUUGGGGCCUCCACCUCCCUCGUUUCAUCUUGGGGGACCAGCAGUUGGACCAAGAGGAAAUCUGGGUGCUGGAAAUGGGAACCUGCAAGGACCAAGACACAUGCAAAAAGGCAGAGUGGAAACUAGCCGAGUUGUUCACAUCAUGGAUUUCCAGCGAGGGAAAAACUUGAGGUAUCAAUUAUUACAGCUGGUGGAACCAUUUGGAGUCAUUUCAAAUCAUCUGAUCUUAAAUAAAAUUAAUGAGGCAUUUAUUGAAAUGGCAACCACAGAGGAUGCUCAGGCUGCAGUGGAUUAUUACACAACCACACCAGCAUUAGUAUUUGGCAAGCCAGUGAGAGUCCAUUUAUCCCAGAAGUAUAAAAGAAUAAAGAAACCAGAAGGGAAACCAGACCAGAAGUUUGAUCAGAAACAGGAGCUUGGACGUGUGAUACAUCUCAGCAACUUACCUCAUUCUGGCUAUUCUGACAGUGCUGUCCUUAAGCUUGCUGAGCCUUAUGGGAAAAUAAAGAAUUAUAUACUGAUGAGGAUGAAAAGUCAGGCCUUUAUUGAGAUGGAGACCAGAGAAGAUGCUAUGGCAAUGGUUGACCACUGUUUGAAAAAGGCCCUUUGGUUUCAGGGGAGAUGUGUGAAAGUUGACCUGUCUGAAAAAUACAAAAAAUUGGUACUAAGGAUUCCUAACAGAGGCAUUGACUUGCUGAAAAAAGAUAAAUCCCGAAAAAGAUCUUAUUCUCCAGAUGGCAAAGAAUCUCCAAGCGAUAAGAAAACCAAAACUGAUGGUUCCCAGAAGACUGAAGGUACAACUGAAGGUAAAGAACAAGAAGAAAAGUCAGGUGAAGAUGGUGAAAAAGAUACAAAAGAUGACCAGGCAGAACAAGAACCCAGCAUGCUUCUAGAAUCUGAAGAUGAGCUACUGGUAGAUGAAGAAGAAGCAGCAGCACUGCUAGAAAGUGGCAGUUCAGUGGGAGAUGAGACAGAUCUUGCUAAUUUAGGUGAUGUGACUUCUGAUGGGAAAAAGGAACCUUCAGACAAAGCUGUGAAAAAAGAUGGAAAUGCGAGUGCUUCAGCUGCAAAGAAGAAGCUUAAAAAGCGUCGUUUCCCAGGGAAUAUGGAAGGUUUUGUCACUCUAGAUGAGGUUGGUGAUGAGGAAGAUUCGGAACUUCAGAAACUUCGUAAAUCGGGCAUGGCAUUUAAAUCUGGUGACAAAAAUGAUGAUGGUUUGGUUGAAAUUAAGGUGGACAAGAUCGAGGAACUUGAUCAAGAAAAUGAAGCAGCGUUGGAAAAUGGAAUUAAAAAUGAGGAAAAUACGGAACCAGGUGCUGAAUCUGCUGAGAAUGCUGAUGAUCCCAACAAAGAUACAAGUGAGAAUGCAGAUGGCCAAAGUGAUGAAAACAAGGAGGACUAUACAAUCCCAGAUGAGUAUAGAAUUGGACCCUAUCAACCCAAUGUUCCUGUUGGUAUAGACUAUGUGAUACCUAAAACAGGGUUUUACUGUAAGCUGUGUUCACUCUUUUAUACAAAUGAAGAAGUUGCAAAGAAUACUCAUUGCAGCAGCCUUCCUCAUUAUCAGAAAUUAAAGAAAUUUCUGAAUAAAUUGGCAGAAGAACGCAGGCAGAAGAAAGAAACUUAAGAUGUGCAAGAAGCUUAACGAUUUCAAGGAAAAUAAUAGUUCUUCGUUUUUAAUGUUAACCUUUUUUAAAUACAAUACUGAUAGUUAGAAGAAAACUAUUGUACUCUUUUGUUUUAGUGGAAAAAUAAUAGGUGUCUGUUCUUGUGUUAAGUGUUAUAGCAAAAACACAUACGGUUAAAUUAAUGAAGAAUUUUUGUUUUAUCAGAAUGGUAACCGACAAGUACUUUGUAGAGACUGACUUCGUAAGCUACUUGAGACAACUUGCACCACUAAAAAAAUGAUACGUAGAACUAUUCAAAGAAAUGAAAUUUAGUAGUUCUAAGCUUCAAAGAAAUGUCAAAACUUUCGAUUCCAUUCAAUAAAGAACAAAACCAGUUGUAUUUUUAUUACUUUUCAUCUGAAACAUUCCACCUUUUAAUCUGAGCCUUGCAGACUUUUCAUUUGGCGUUUGAAGCUUUUUUUGAUUGCAUUUCAUUUUUUGGUAACUUCAUUAACUGAAGUUAGCAAUUAAAAUACAGGUGCAGUUUUCUUUUAAUGUUACGCUGUUGUUUAGGUAAUAAGAAAUAUUAAGUAACUGGCAUUAGAUUUUGUAAUUUUUCCCCUAAGUUUCUGCUAGAUUUCGUAUUCUAGUAGUCAAUGUAUUUUCAGUGAAAUGUAAAAAUAUUCUCAUUCUCUUUGACCAGUAUUAAUUUCUAUAGACCUUAUUGCUUGUCACUUGAAUCCUGUAGCUGUCAUACAUCUGGUAUAAGCAACAUUUGAUUUUUGAAGUGUGUAGACCAUCUUUUCAUAUUUUCAAGAUGUAAUUUUACAUUUCUGCAUUUAAAAACAGUUUGGCCAUAAUCUAAACGCACGCUUCUAAUCCAUAUACCUGCACAUGUGAUCUUUGUGAACAGAAAUUUGCAUGUAUUAUCUGUGUUUACUUGUAACUUUCUGGUUAUAUACUGCUUAUAUCUGUGGAUUCAAGUUUCUGAGGUGAAAUACCAAUAAAAAUCUAGGUCAUGUUCAUUGGUUAUACAUGUUUGAAAUGUUAACCAAUAUAAUUUGUCAGUUGUGGUUUUUAUUUGCUGUUACACUUUUUUGCAUGUUUUAACAAAUUACUACAUUUUAAAUCUAAAGUGUUCUAAAGAGUGCUACUAAAGAUCUGAAUUUUAAA
Molecule: messenger RNA, 4487 nt
Organism: Myotis daubentonii (Daubenton's bat)
Lineage: Eukaryota; Metazoa; Chordata; Mammalia; Chiroptera; Vespertilionidae
Gene: MATR3
Product: matrin 3
Cellular component (GO): nucleus
Molecular function (GO): RNA binding; zinc ion binding
Source: RefSeq, a predicted model, not a curated record